This is a messenger RNA of Eimeria mitis, 1194 nucleotides long. RefSeq lists its product as uncharacterized. The coding region runs from base 1 to 1194 and encodes 397 amino acids. The transcript has 8 exons. Lineage: Eukaryota; Apicomplexa; Conoidasida; Eucoccidiorida; Eimeriidae. The record is from RefSeq and is a predicted model, not a curated record.
AUGCCCCCCCAUCAGCAGCCAACGCAGCAGCAGCAGCAGCAGCAGCAGCAGCAGCAGCAGGCGAAGCAGCAGCAGCAGCAACAGCUGCAGCAGCAACCGCCGCAGCAACAGCAACUGCAGCAGCAACAGCUGCAGCAGCAACAGCUACAGCAGCAACAGCUACAGCAGCAACAGCUACAGCAGCAACAGCUGCAGCAGCAACAGCUGCAACGACAACAGGUACAGCAGCGACAGCUGCAGCCGCAGCAGCUGCGGCAACCGCAGCAGCAACAGCAACAGCUGCCGCAGCAGCAGCUGCAGCAGCAGCAGCUGCAGCAGCAACAGCAACAGCUGUCGCAGCAACAGCUGCAGCAGCAGCAGCUGCAGCAGCAACAGCAGCAGCUGCCGCAGCAACAGCUGCAUGCCGCGGGGCUGCAGCAGCAGCAGCACUUUGCUGCUGCUGCUGCUGCUGCUGCUGCUGCAGCUGCUGCAGCUGCUGCUGCUGCUGCUGCAGCUGCUGACUGCCAGCAGAUGGGGAAAACUGAAAUGGAGCAGGGAGAUGCUCUGCAGCAGCAACAGCUACAGCAGCAGCAGCUGCAGCAGCAUCAGCUGCAGCAGCAACAGCUGCAACGACAACAGGUACAGCAGCGACAGCUGCAGCCGCAGCAGCUGCAGCAACCGCAGCAGCAACAGCAGCAACUGCAGCAGCAGCAGCAGCAGCUGCCGCAGCAACAGCUGCAUCAGCAGCAGCUGCAGCAGCAACAGCAGCAGCAGCAACAGAUGCAACAACAGUAUCUGCAACAGCGACUCCUGCAGCAGCAGCAGCAGCAGCAGCAGCAGCUGCACCAGCAGCAGCUGCAACAACUGCAGCAGCAACAGCUGCAGCAGCAACAAAUACAGCAGCAGCAACUGAGAAAGGGCUGCAGGGGCGACAGAGUCGCUGCUGCAGGUACUGUUGUUGCAUCUGUUGCUGCUGCACCUGUUGCUGCUGCUGUUGCUGCUGCAGCUGCUGCUGCUGCAGCUGUUGCUGCGGCAGCUGCUGUUGUCAUGGCGUCGUGCAGCAGCAGCAGCAGCAGCAACAGCAGCAGCAGCAGCAGCAGCAGCAACAGCAUCUUCCUGCUCCAUUUCAGUUUUCCCCAUCUGCUGGCAGUCAGCAGCUGCAGCAGCAAGCUGUUGCUGCUGCAGCUGAUGCUGCUGCAGCUGCUGCUGCUGUAG